CCGGGCUGCCAUCGCGGGCGCACGUCUCAGGCCUGUCUCCCGCGCCGCCGCCUCCUCCCAAGAUGCGUUACGUCGCAGCAUACCUUCUAGCGGUCCUCGGUGGCAACGAGUCUCCCACGUCAAAGGACUUGAAAAAGAUCCUCGACAGCGUUGGCAUUGAGACGGACGAUGAACGCAUGAACAAGGUUAUUAGUGAGCUGAAUGGAAAAAACAUCGAGGAUGUCAUUGCUCAGGGUAAUGGAAAACUUGCCAGCAUGCCGGCUGGGGGAGCUGUGGCAGUCUCUGCUGGAGGGGGCUCUGCUGCUCCUGCUGCAGCUGCUGCUCCUGCUGCCGCUGAGGAGAAGAAAGAAGAGAAGAAGGAGGAAUCUGAAGAAUCUGACGAUGACAUGGGAUUUGGCCUAUUUGAUUAAUUAUUUGUUAUAGAGAAAUUAUUAAAAUUCUUUGUUUUAAAUGUU
This is a messenger RNA of Gymnogyps californianus (California condor), 455 nucleotides long. RefSeq names its product ribosomal protein lateral stalk subunit P2 (gene RPLP2). The transcript is spliced from 5 exons. Gene Ontology annotation, cellular component: ribosome; cytosolic large ribosomal subunit. Gene Ontology annotation, molecular function: structural constituent of ribosome. NCBI's taxonomy places the organism in Eukaryota, Metazoa, Chordata, Aves, Accipitriformes, Cathartidae. The record is from RefSeq and is a predicted model, not a curated record. The coding region runs from base 63 to 410 and encodes 115 amino acids. Gene Ontology annotation, biological process: cytoplasmic translational elongation.